Molecule: messenger RNA, 1830 nt
Organism: Trachymyrmex cornetzi
Lineage: Eukaryota; Metazoa; Arthropoda; Insecta; Hymenoptera; Formicidae
Product: nuclear pore complex protein DDB_G0274915
Exons: 5
Coding region: 161-1636 (491 amino acids)
Source: RefSeq, a predicted model, not a curated record
UCAUUCUUUUACAGACUGCGGCAACAUAAGGAUCAUUCGGUCUUUACGCGAUAAAGUAGUGAUAUAUAAAUAAUAAGCAAUAAUAUACGUAAGAAUUAUUAUUUCUUGGUUUUUCCGCGUUAACUUACUUCAUCGACUGAUCGACGAUAUCAUCAGAAAAAUGGAUAGUAGGAUCUUCGCAUUGUUCGCUUUGGUUGCUGUCUUAGGAUCCUUUACGGAGGCUCGAUCCGGUUUUGGUUAUCCUUACGGAUCUGGAGGACAACACGCCGACAGACCGUUCGCCACGAUGUCCAGAGUGAAGCGAGAAAUUGACGAUUCGAAUGGUGAGAGUACCACCACACCUACUACCAGUCAAGCAACUACAACAACCUCCUCGACAUCAGAUCCUACAACAACACCAUCAUCGACCACACCAUCAUCGACCACAUCAUCAUCGACCACACCAUCCUCAACUACACCAUCCUCAACUACACCAUCAUCGACUACACCUCCAACGUCGCCUACAACUACCCCAUCCACUGAACCAACUACUACACCAACCACUACCACAGAGGCGACGUCUCCCACGACUACUCCGACCUCCACUUCUGCCAGUACUCCCACAUCCACUUCUACUACUCCAACAACUCCAUCCACUACGCCUAGUACAACUUCAGAAAGUACGAAACCAACUUCCGAGAAACCGAGCGACAUUCAGCCACGUUCGAAUGUCGACGAACCUGAAGAAUCCACUAAGAAACCUGAACCUAAGAAUGAAGCGCCAACUCCUGGACCAUUUGGCGCUCCCGGAUUUGGAUCCGGAUUCGGACCCGGAUUCGGAUCUGGUUUCGGACCUGGAUUCGGACCCGGAUUCGGUUCUGGUGGUUAUGAUUCAGGUUUCGAUUCUGGAUUCAACUCUAUACCAAAUUAUAAUGUACCGAACUAUGCAUGGACCGGUACAAACGGCGGGCCCGGAUUCGCAUCCGCAGGCGCGUCCGCUGGAAGUUUUGGAUAUCCAGGAUAUCCAAUGGGAUUUCCCACGGCGGCUUCACCGACAGGAUUUCCGACGCCGUCUUUCGGUAGUCGAGGAGGAUUUCAAGAUAAUUUACCAAAUCAGGAUAAUCCACCAAAUAAGGAUGACUCACCGAGCAAGGAUAUAUCACCGAACAAGAAUAAUUCACCAAAUCAGAACGGAUUCAAUUUCGGCGGAGAUCCGUAUAAUCCAGGACCCGGAUUCUUUUACCCAGGGCAAUUUCCUAGUUUUAAUGAUCCUACUUUUAAUAUGAUCAAACAAAUUCAGGCGCAGAUCGAGGCGCAACAUAAGGCCAACAUGGAGCUCCACAAUCGUUUGGCCAAUGAAGCCGCUAAUUACGAUGGUAAAAAUUACGGUGGCGGCAUACCUCAGGUUGCGAGUGCCAGCAUUGGUUUAGGCCCAUAUGGUGGUUUUCAAUCUGGUCAAAUCAGUCCCGCUUCUCCAGGAAUAGAGUCCAGAUUUGCUGAUGAUCUUCCUCCGCCAUCGGGUAACAGCUUCGGAGUAUUCUCUAGUUCGAGCUCCUCCAGCAUGACCGGUCCGGAUGGCAGGCCGAUUAACCAUAAAUCUUCCAUUACAGGCGUUAAUGAUAAUGGAAAAAUUUCUUAUCGUACUCUGUAUGAUUAAUUAAAUUAUGCUCUUAAUCGUGUCUAUGUUUAUAAUCAUUAAUUUACUAUCAUGUACUGUAUAGAACGUACCAUGAUAAUGAUAAAGUUUUAUAAUUCAAAAUUGUUGAUAUUACAAAGUCAGAUUGUAACAUAAAAUUCUCAAAACUCAGGGUUAAAUAUUUCCUUAAGAUUACCACACAAAUACUCAAGUUU